GAACAAAUGAUCAUAUAAUUAUCUAUUUUUUUUUUCUGUUUUCUAUAUUAAAGAACGUUUACACUAAAACACUCACAAUUUAAUUUUUGAAAUGGUUUCUUUCAAUGAUACACCGAUGCUUAACUUGGUUACUUCUGAAAAUCAAAGUUUAAAUGUUCCCGAAUUUCCUUCGCAUAAUGGACCUCAAAGACUUGUCGCAGCAGCUACAAAACAACCUCGUACAAGGGAGAAGGUUCGACUUGAGCCUGGUCAUUCACCUUUAGAUUGGGCAAAAUUAUGCUCUUCUGGAAAAGAUUUACGAGGCGUAGCGCAAUUAAAUAAAUAUACAUUAGAAGAUCUUCGAGAGCAUCGAACACCUGAGGAUGCUUGGACAGCUAUUCAAGGAAAAGUUUAUAAUAUUACACCUUAUCUUAAAUUCCAUCCUGGUGGAGUAAAAGACUUGAUGAGAUGUGCUGGGAGAGAUGGGACAAAAUUAUUUAUGGCGACUCAUUCUUGGGUUAAUACCGAUUAUUUAUUAGAUAAAUGUUUAGUUGGAUUUUUAGUUCCUUCAAAAGAUUAAUUUGUAUAUAAGAUGAUGAAAUAUAUUUUUUAACUGUACUACAUAUAAAUUAGAGGCUGUUUAUAUUAUUUAUUUUCUUCUUCUCUUUCUAUUUUAUGUCUGAUAAUAAAAAGGAGAAUAAUAUAAUCACUUUUUGGAAUCCAAGAGUAGAUCCAAAUUCUAUUAAACAGUCAGAUAAAUUUACGUUUUCAAGACCGAGACAAUAUGAUUUCUCGGAGGUCGCUUGGAAUAAGAGAAGAGAUUUUUGGUCUCAAAAAGAACCUAUGGAAGAAAUACGAUAUGGAAGAAAAGAUAAAUAAACAUUACCAAGCCACAAAAUAAAACAAAGAAUAUUUAAAUGUGAGAAAAAGGACACUUUCUCUCUUUAUUAUAACGCUUUAAGAAUGUAGUAUAUAAAUAUGUAAAAUGAAAAAAAAAAA
Messenger RNA from Cokeromyces recurvatus, 978 nucleotides. RefSeq names its product cytochrome b5-like heme/steroid binding domain-containing protein. The transcript is spliced from 5 exons. Lineage: Eukaryota; Fungi; Mucoromycota; Mucoromycetes; Mucorales; Mucoraceae. Gene Ontology annotation, molecular function: heme binding. The record is from RefSeq and is a predicted model, not a curated record. The coding region runs from base 92 to 559 and encodes 155 amino acids.